Molecule: messenger RNA, 195 nt
Organism: Perkinsus marinus ATCC 50983
Lineage: Eukaryota; Perkinsozoa; Perkinsida; Perkinsidae
Product: Endochitinase 1B, putative
Exons: 1
Biological process (GO): chitin catabolic process; cell wall macromolecule catabolic process
Molecular function (GO): chitinase activity
Source: RefSeq, a predicted model, not a curated record
UUGUGACUCAUGAUAUCGUCGUUGGGAAAUGGCAGCCCACUGCCAGAGAUAAAGCUGGGGGGCGCUAUCCAGGUUUCGGGGUGACUACCCUCAUCAUCAAUGGUGGUUUGGAGUGCUCUAACCCCAACGAUCCCAGGGCUUUGAAUCGCAUAGAAUAUUACAAGAACUUCACUAGCUACUUCAACGUGGCUCCGG